Kuraishia capsulata CBS 1993 is the source of this 2475-nucleotide messenger RNA. RefSeq lists its product as uncharacterized. The record is from RefSeq and is a predicted model, not a curated record. Gene Ontology annotation, biological process: amino acid transmembrane transport. The transcript has a single exon. Bases 1 to 2475 code for a protein of 824 amino acids. NCBI's taxonomy places the organism in Eukaryota, Fungi, Ascomycota, Pichiomycetes, Pichiales, Pichiaceae. Gene Ontology annotation, molecular function: amino acid transmembrane transporter activity.
AUGAGUACUGCCAAGAACAUUGGAAGUUUGGGCUCUGAACGGACCCCGGCUCCAGGCGACGUCUCGGAGUCGUUCCAGAAUGGCGAUUUCUCGGCCAAACAUAUGUUGAAACGAUCGGUGGGAACCCGGUCUGCGUAUUUGAGAAGAGAUGACGGUGUUACGAGUGAUGUCCUUGCGUCGAAUCCGAUAACCAUCGCUGGAGGGUUUGCGCCUGGAGCCGACGGUGCCAAUCUUGCCAUACCUAGCUCUUUGGCUGCAAAAAGUUCCGGACCCCAAUCUAGAAGACAGAGCAUGUUGUCAAGCAUCAUAUCUACCACUCCGCGCUAUCCACAGCCGGUAUCGGCCCCGCAAGAGGUGAGACCACCGAGUGUCCCUGUCUCAGUCCAGUCGUCCGUGAUGGAUGUGGAGAACCCAGAACCUGAAGUUGUGAGGGCUGUGGGUAGGCAUUUAGUUGGCGAAUCACCAAGUGCAGCCAAUUCUGUAGGUACUGACAGAAAUUUUGACUCUCUCAGACUGCAGGGAGGCGAUAUGACUAGAGGUAUCUACAACUGGUAUGCUGGACAUGAACGUCAGGAAGGCGAACACCAGAGUCCACUGAAACGGUCCACAAGUGUUGGACAAUUAUCAUCAGAUGAUGCCAGGGAUGAAGGGAUGUCAGUGACUGAUAUGCAAGUACCUGGAGGGUUUAGACGGAGUUUUUUGCUGCACAAAGCACCGCAGUUGGAUGUGGAGGCACAUCCCGAACAGGACGGUACUAGAGCUUACAACAGACGGUUAAACCAAACCAAAAAACCCGAAGGGUUUCUUGCACGUAACUUCAUCGAGUUUCUAGCAGUGUAUGGCCAUUUUGCCGGGGAAGAUUUGAGAGAAAAUGGAGAAGACAGUGAUGCUGAGACCAACUCUAGCGAAGUCGAAACCGAAGACGGCGAAGACGAUGACUCGGAAAUUGCCGUUGCAGUUGACGAGGAGCAAGUAUCGGGUUCUAGCGAGAGAAGACCGCGUUUUUCUUUGUCAAGAACUCCAAAUUACGGUUCUUUUGGCUCCACCAAUGGCACUCUGCAGUUGCAACAGCAACAGCUAUUGCUCUCUGCAAAUGCCAAAUUGCGCAAAAAGAGAUCGAAAGCUCGCACUCAAAAGACCGAGACCUCCAACAGCAAGAAAGUGUCGAAUCAUAAAGCAACUCUUUUGCUGUUGAAAGCGUUCAUUGGAACCGGUGUGGUGUUUCUGCCAAAGUCCUUUUCCAAUGGAGGCUUGCUCUUCUGCAAUGUGAUGUUGCUCAUCUUUUCAUUUGUUUCUUACUAUUGUUUUGUCAUACUGGUAGGAUGUACUACAUCAACUGGAGUUCGUGGGUAUGGUGAACUUGGUGAGAAAUUGUUUGGACCUGCCGUCAAGCUGGCGAUCCUGGCAUCCCUGGUGAUGUCGCAGCUGGGCUUCUCCAGUGCUUACACAGUAUUUGUCGCUGAAAAUCUUCAAUCUUUGGCAAAUACACUGUUCAAACACGAAGGAGAGCAAGGGUUCACUAUUGAAUUUUUUAUUGUGGUGCAAUUGGUGAUAUUCGUUCCGUUGAGUCUCACCAGACAGAUCUCCAAGCUGAGUGCAACUGCUCUAAUUGCAGAUGUGUUUAUUCUUGCUGGCCUGGUUUAUAUUGUCUACUGCUCUUCUUUUCAUCUGGCUGCAGAGGGCAUUUCAAACAAGAUUUCGAUGUUCAAAUCGGAAACUUGGACAUUAUUCGUGGGCACAGCUGUCUUUGCGUUCGAAGGUAUCGGCUUACUUAUACCAGUGAAAGAGUCCAUGGCACGUCCCCAGGACUUUGAAAAAGUGCUUUUUUUCGUCAUGGUGGUGGUCACAGUUGUUUUCACAUCAAUUGCGACUGUUUCGUAUAUGAGUUACGGUGAUGAUGUAAAAACGGUCAUUUUGCUUAAUUUCAAACCGGGUGUGGCUACAGAAGUGGUCCAGUUCCUCUACGCUGCUGCCAUUCUACUCUCGACUCCUUUGCAACUUUUCCCGGCCAUUAAGAUCAUUGAGAACUAUUUUUUUUCUCAGCAUAGACAAACAUGGCAGAAAAAAAUUCGAAGGGAGUCUGAGGCUUCGUCUUUCAGCAAUGGUCUCUAUCCAACCAGCAGUCCACAAAAGCUUCUACUACCAACAGGUUCUAAUCUAAUUAAUCAGGAAGGAAUCCUUUCUGGUAAGUCUGACACAGCAAUCAAAUGGACUAAGAAUCUCGUCAGAUUGAUGGUGGUGAUGCUCAUGUGUUUGAUAAGUUACACUGGCUCCAAUGAUCUGGACAAGUUCGUAUCGCUCAUUGGAAGCUUUACAUGUGUUCCACUGAUCUACAUAUAUCCACCAUUGCUUUAUAUGAAAGCGAAUGAUCUCUCUGCAAGGACUUGGUACUUUUCUGGUACUGUGGCAGUUUUUGGAGUUGUUUUGAUGGUGUACACAAGCUACCAAACCAUUUCGUCCUGGAUUUUGGCAUGA